Messenger RNA from Closterium sp. Yama58-4, 423 nucleotides. The record is from the annotation of a GenBank genome assembly. Lineage: Eukaryota; Viridiplantae; Streptophyta; Zygnematophyceae; Desmidiales; Closteriaceae.
AUGCCCGCUUCAGCGGCAGGUGGGGGUGCAUCAGCAGGCGCAGCGGGAGCGGCGGUUUUCAGGGGAAACGUUCAAACGCACGCGGCGGCAGCCGCUGCCAACAAGGCGGCGGAGGAGGAGCGGUGGUUCGCGCCUGCUGCCGCCGCUGCUGCGCUGGGGGCGGGCCAUGGGGGACAGCGCGUCACAUGUCGAGUUGUGGUGGAGGGUCAGCCGGACCCAGGGCGGCGCAUGGGGCGCAUGUCGUUCGGCAGCUUCAAUAAGGACGUGGAGAGCAUGGAAGAGGAGGCGCUGGGAUCAGCAAGUGAGGCGCAGGAGAGGUCCCAAUCGGAAGCAGCAGCGGCUGCAGCAGCCGUUGCGAGGGCGAUGGACACAGGCGGAGCAAGCUCUUUGCUAGAUGCAGUUGCUUUCGCACGUGCCUUCUGA